Messenger RNA from Scleropages formosus (Asian bonytongue), 4882 nucleotides. It is a transcript of the gene snx8a, whose product is annotated as sorting nexin 8a. The record is from RefSeq and is a predicted model, not a curated record. Bases 264 to 1937 code for a protein of 557 amino acids. Gene Ontology annotation, biological process: intracellular protein transport; early endosome to Golgi transport. Gene Ontology annotation, molecular function: phosphatidylinositol binding. The transcript is spliced from 13 exons. Lineage: Eukaryota; Metazoa; Chordata; Actinopteri; Osteoglossiformes; Osteoglossidae. Gene Ontology annotation, cellular component: early endosome membrane.
UGAAGAGCUAUGGGAAAUCCGGCAUUAAGUUUACACACAUUUUUUUGCUUUCCACUUGCGCUGAAACUGAAAACUCAAAGAUUUUCUGUUAUCACCAUCUUAAUAACAGUACUCUAAUGAAGGUCAACACAGAAGAAGAGACAGUCUCAAUAUUAUACAAAAGAUACAGUAUAUGUUUAGAUGUAAUGAUAAGGAAGCGCUGAAAAACGUAAUAGCCGGUAGAAUCUGACACUAUUACUUUAAGACGAAGGAAAGAGACGCGCAUGUUUCGCUCCCUCUCUCGCGCUCAGGAAGUCACACGGAGGUGCCAUGGCUCUCACAUGACAGUCCUCAGUAUGGAAGGGGAGAUCAAUGAAGGGUCGGUGCCACCGUAUUACAGAGAAGUAUAUGAAGCCCUGUGCAGUAAGAAGGAUGAACGGGUGCAGGAGGAGGUUUUCCAGCGGCUGCUUAAUAAGACUGAACUUCCUGUCACAGUGCAAAGUCAGAUCGCGGAACAUGUGAAGUGUAUUGAUGGUUCCCUAACCAAGCUCUCCCUGUAUAAGGCCCUAGCCCUGAUAGCGCUGGCUCAGCAGGGGAAACAGCCAACUCUGAAACUGUUGGAAAACUACGUACAAGAAUUCCCUAAACCCCAGUUGGGCGAGCCACGAAACCUGCAGGCCUUGAGGGUGCGACUGGCUCAAGAGAGCCCUUUGAUGCUGUCGCUGACUCUGGCCAACCUGCUGGAGCAUGAUGUGGUUCAGUUAGAGAUCAUCCCUGAGAAGAAGGGCCUCUUCCUCAAGCAUGUGGAGUACCAGAUGACCAGUCAGCGAUUCAAGAUAUCAGUCUAUCGAAGAUACAGUGAUUUUGAUGUCUUCCACGAACUCCUGCUGCAGAGGUUUGCCUACAGAAUGGUACCGGCCCUUCCUCCUAAGAGGAUGCUGAAGGGAGUCCUGACGUCGACAUCAGAGCGGGAAUUUAUUGAGGGCCGGCGGCGGGCUCUGAACAGAUUCAUCAACCUGGUGGCGCGACACCCCUUGUUCUCAGAGGAUGAGAUGGUGAAGACUUUCUUGACAUUUAGUGGCUCGGAUAUUCAGAACAAACUGAGGGAAGUAUUUAAGAGGAUGGGGGAUGAGUUUUUGACAUACAGAUUUGCCAAACAAGCAAAGGAAUAUUUGCCAGGGGACAUCCAGGCCCAGUUCUCUGCCUGCAGGGAGCUGAUCAGGAACAUCUCCAGUAGCUUUCAGAAGCUACGGGACCUAGCAGAGCGGAUGGCCAUACGCUCCCACGAGAACGCUGCUGAUUUGCUAGCUUUUGGCAGAGAGCUCAGUAUUCUGGGCUCCGACACAGCUCCGGUUCCUGCCCUUGUCUCGGAAAAGAGCACGUGGGGGAACCUCCGGCAGUCUCUAAAGGGACUUUCUGUAGAGUUUACUCUCCUGUCAGACAAAGCUACCCAACAGGGACGAAGAGAGGAAGAUGAUGUUGUGGAAAAACUUAAUCUUUUCUUGGAUUUGUUGCAGUCUUAUAAAGAUCUGUGUGAUCGGCAUGAGAAGGGUGUCCUGCACGAGCACCAGCGUGCGCUUCACAAGUACAGUGUGAUGAAACGACAGGCCAUGACAGCUGCUGUGCAGCCAAAGGAACAGGCAUCCGUGGAGCAGUUGGAGUCACGCAUUAUACAGCAAGAGAAUGCCAUCCAGACCAUGGAGCUGAGGAACUACUUUUCCCUGUUCUGCCUCCACCAGGAGACGCAACUGCUCUUUAUCUACCUGCCAAUGACCUCACACAUCCUGAGUGCCUUCAUCACAUCACAAAUUCAGGGGCACAGAGAGAUGGGUGAAGUGUGGAAUGAUCUCCGCCCAAAGCUGAACUGCCUUUUUGGAAGUAACAAUGGCCUGCCUUCCCCUCACCCCACUCCAGAGCAGGGCAGCCUGAAGAAUCCCCCGGCCUUCUUCUCAAACUAGCCAAUGGUGCACAAACUUGUUUCGCCAUUAUUCCAGGGCAUGUAACAGUUUCUUGGAUUUGCAGACAGUUUGUGAGUUCUGCUUGUAUUUUGUUCAAUACUGAUAUCAGGGACUUCCACAUAAUUGGCAAAAUACAUUGAAGGCAAUAAUCAAUGUUAUUUUAGCAUGUAUAAUGUGUAAAUUUGUCUGUCAGUCAGUCUGUAUGAAGAUUGAGUUCUGUAUCCUUGAAGGAUGAUCAGUAGUAACCAAAUGAUGGAAAUGGUAGUUUAGACAUGCAUUACCGCUCGCUCUUACAGAGCACAAAAAUGAAUAUGCAAGUUACUACAGUUAAAGAAAAUGCUGGAAAAAGGGACAAGAUGAAUCCAUUUGGUCACAGGUAAAAGCAAAACCUUAAAUGUGAUGCUGUUUUUUUGUCUACAGAGCUGAAGGAAGUGAUGCUUGCUGGGAUGGAAACACAAUUUGUUUCACUCCAGUUGUAGAUAUGUUGAUGACACAUUUAGAUGAUACACUGCAACUCAUACUGUACAAGUGCCAUUUGGUUUCACCAUCACUAAAUCCUUUAGAUUGAAGGCCUCUGCAGGGCUUGUAGCUCAAUGAAUGGCAGACAAGACACACACUCCCAUAAUACCAGAGUUGUGAAUAAAGGAAUUUAAAAGAAUUACUCAUUUAUUAUAUAUGAUAGAUUAAGGAACAGUUAAUUUCAGUUUAACAGAUGCGCACUGUAUAAUGGACCAAUAAGUACAAUUGUAAAGUGCCAUUUAGUAAUUUCUUUAGGUCUUUUCAAGUGUUUUUUGUUCUCCUGUAUCUUUGCCAGUGAAAGUUUGAAAAGCUGAAGUACCUAAUUUGGAAGGGAUUUUCUUUUCAUUAUUUUGCCACACUACUUAAGUGCAUAUACUUUUUUCUUGUAAAUUCUAAAGCAAUGUCUGUUUCAGACCGUGAAAACGGCCAUCCUAUGGCAGGCUCCUAGGAAUCUGUUGUUAGCAUACAUAUGCUCACACUUCUUUUUUUUCCCCAAAUAACUUUCAUUAUUGUGUGUACAUAGGGGAGCUCAGAGGUGUACCAACGAAGUGCUAAUUAAUUUCAUGUGAAAGAUUGUGACCUCACAUUUUGUCACCAUAUUACCUGAAAAACUGGAAAUGUGUGUUAAAUAUUGCAAGCAAAUCCAAACCAUAUCUUUUCAGUAGAAAUGGCAAAAUGUCUAAAAUAUAUUUCUUAAAUUCAGAUGUAUGUGAGGAUGUAUUGCACAUUUAGUUAUACAUUUGCCCGUAUUUGUUUUGUAAAUUUUAACACACUUUAGCUAUAGUUGGAAGGCCCUCAGUAUGUAACUUACGUUAGUUACAUUGGUAAAAGUUUUUAAAAUGUUGCACUUCAGCUGUGAUGUGACUGCAUAAAUCUGUUUUGCUUAUCAGUUUCUAGUUAUUUUAUUUUAGUUCCAUCACCUUGGAAAUAAGUAAAAUUAUUUGCUUGCUUAUGCAACUAAGAAUUUGAUCACAAAUUAACAUUAGCCAUGAUUCAAUAACUGACUUUGAACUAAAUUUCAAUGGGUGUUCAAUUGGUUAUAUCCAGUGUUUGAAUUGUUGUAUGAAAGCUAAACCAUUGUGUAGUUAAAAUGAGUAAAACUAUUUUGAGAUUGUUUUAGGUGUUGAAUAUGAGAUAGAACUUUGUAUUUAAAUUGAGCUGUUUUUGUAGGUAUUUCUGUACCUCUUGGAAAUGAUUCCUUAAACUAUUAUGUGCCUCUUAGCUAAGUUUGUUAAAAUACAGUAUGUUGAAAAUCUUAUACUGCCACCCUGUGGCUGUUUUUGGUAAUGAAUAAAAAGACCAAAGAACGAUUGGACGGUACUACUUCUCUGUUGCUGAAUUGAUGCUUUUAUCCACUCGUUCACAGUAUUUGAUCUCUAUCAGUAUAUUCUCAAUGUAAUAAUUUAGUGCUCAAGCAUUCCACAGCAGCAUUGCGGAAACGCAAUUUGUCCAACUUACUCUCCACUGUUACUAAAUACCCAGAAUUGGCUGCUAUAAGGCAUCAGUCCGAAAAAGACAUUACAAAAGCUAUAGAUUUAGAUACAUUUCAUAUCUACUAACCUGUCGGCUUAUGUGGUACAAUUUCAAAUGGAAUCACACUGAAUUCAGGUCAGUAUAAAAUACAGCAGAGAUUUCAUUCUUUAGACCAAUAUUGACGCAAGACAAUAUGUGCUCUCUUCCUUUAGCCCAAUUUCCAGGUAAUGUAGGCAUCCCAGGGGGGCUAUUUUUUAUCUGGGUUUCAUUGAAAUAUUUGCUAAUUUUGGCACUUUUUUUUGGACUGAUACAUUGCUUAGUGUGGUUUGUUGGUCUGUAAUUAACUCUGUAUUCAACGAAGAACAGUUUUAUCUUGUCAUUCCCAAAAACUACAUUUCAAAAGAGUUUUUUUUUUGUUUUUUUAAGGCUGGAAAAGAUGUAAUAGUAAACAAAAAUUUAACAAUGUUUUCAACAAAGAAUAAAACCAUUGGAAUGAAUCAAAUUAUUUGAUAUGUACAGAUCAUAAACAGUUCUAACAAGCAAGAUAUACUACAGACAGAAUCUGCACUCAAGCUGUUAAAUGACCUAAACUCAUUUCUAUCUAGUUUUAAGGUGCCACAUAAUGUUAUCCUUUUUGCACAUGCUUAAGUGUAUGCAAUUUGUCAACUGCUACCAGAAUUUAAAAUCAAAUGCAAAACAAGUUCUAUAAACAGAAGAAGUAAACGACAUCAUAAAUGACCUAUUUUUGCCACCCCAAGACACUAUGCUGUAAAGUUAGUAACCAGCAAGUGAAGUGGAAUGGGUCAUCACACAUUUCUGACUCAGCCCAAAAGCUACCUGCCAGUGUUUGUAGGAGAUGGACUCCUCUUUGCAGAUUCUCUGAUUGGGGGGGGGGAUUUCACAGGGGGAUUUAUGAGCAGAUUACAGAGCAUUAACAGUUUAAUCAGGACUGC